UCAUAAAAUUAGAGAAAAUCGAAAAAACGCGGGAAAUGUCUACUUUCAUUUUGAGAUCUGGUGUUUUGAUUUUGUCCUUUGGCAUAGCAUCAGAAAUCUUUUACCAAAUUUACAAAAGACUUAACUCAAGAAAUAAAGGAAACAGAAGGAAAUUUCCAAAGACAGAAGUUUUAUUUUUCCCUGAUGAAACAGUUGCAUGUAAAGCAUACUUCACAGAUGAUUACGGUUGUAGAAAUUCGAACUGUCGUUUCUCCCAUGAAGAUAAUUCAUUGAGCAAACUUUUUACGUAUUUAAUGUCUGCUAGAACAUCAAUUGAUGUAUGUGUAUUUGUGAUAACUUGCAAUGAUCUUGCUGAGUUACUUAUCAAGUCACAUAAAAAAGGUGUUGUGGUCAGAGUCAUUUCUGAUAAUGAACAAGUAGAUGUGUCUGGAUCACAGAUUUGGAAGUUUAGAAAAGCAGGUAUUCCUGUCAGGAUAGACAACUCCUCCUUCUUUGUGCAUCACAAGUUUGCAAUAAUUGAUAAAGAACACCUCAUGAAUGGAUCUUUCAACUGGACACAGAAGGCCAUAACAGGGAACCAGGAAAAUAUACUCAUCACUAAUAAUGAGAAUAUUGUGUUGCCAUUUAUAUCAGAAUUUGAAAAGUUGUGGUUAAAAUUUGAUCCAAACCAGAAUUAAUUAAUGAGUCAAAAAAAAUAAUAUGUGUUAUUUAUAUCAAACUCAGUCAUUUUUAUGUGAUACAUUCAUUAUA
This is a messenger RNA of Mytilus trossulus (common blue mussel), 750 nucleotides long. RefSeq lists its product as uncharacterized. Gene Ontology annotation, biological process: piRNA processing. The coding region runs from base 36 to 677 and encodes 213 amino acids. The record is from RefSeq and is a predicted model, not a curated record. Gene Ontology annotation, molecular function: metal ion binding; RNA endonuclease activity producing 5'-phosphomonoesters, hydrolytic mechanism. Gene Ontology annotation, cellular component: mitochondrion. Lineage: Eukaryota; Metazoa; Mollusca; Bivalvia; Mytilida; Mytilidae. The transcript is spliced from 2 exons.